CGGAUCACGGGCGUCAUGUUUUGGUUUGCCACUGUAGUUGUUUGCUUCAUGCUGGCCGUUGUAGAUGGCCAGGAAAUACUUCAAAACCCCGACUUUGAAUCCUUGGAUAACUGGGCGUGUUAUCACAUAAAAUGUACCUUAUCAACUGACAAGCACUCCGGCAAACAUGCAAUGAAAGCUGCAGAAAGACACAACUAUUACCAAGGACCCUUGCAAAUUGUCAAUGUGAAAGAAGGUCACGUGUACAACAUGGAGGCCUGGAUAAAACUCCUGAACGACAACGGAAAGUCUCAACAUGUCCAGAUUGAGAUGGCUUAUAUCCUUAACAACGGUCACAUUAAUUACGUGGCAGUGGCUUAUCGUAACCCGGUCACUUCUCAUUCCGGAUGGAUUCAUCUGAAAGGCCAACUGGUCGUACCCAAAGGUCUGAAGGAGAGCCGAGUGUACUUCCAAGGUCCUGACCCGGGCAUAGACUUCCUGGUGGACGCCGCUUCCAUGACGGAACUACACUUAAACUCUGACAACUGGAAACCUGAGGCUAACGCACGUAUAGACCAAUACAGAAAGAGCAACAUUCAUAUCAAAGUGACAACAGAUGCUGGAGUCAACAAAAACUCGGUUUCUAUUGAUGUUUCUCAGAAGACUCAUGCGUUUGCUUUCGGAACCGCUGUGGUUGCCAAAGUCAUCAACAACAACAAUGGCGGCUCAGACCAUAAAUAUCGUCAGUUUAUCUACGACAACUUCAACUGGGCAGUGGCGGAAAAUGCUCUGAAAUGGCAUCAGUUGGAACCAAACCGUGGACAUAUAGAUUACGCAACAGGGGAAAAGGCAAUCAAAAUACUGAGGAGUCAUGGACUAAAGGUUCGUGGUCACAAUCUCAUAUGGAAUGGUGCUCAUCAUCUUCCCUCCUGGGUCACCAAACUACCACAUGAUGAACAAAACAGCGUCGUGCAGAAGCACAUACACGACACAGUUCUACGAUACAAAGGCCUAGUGGAGCAUUGGGACGUUAACAAUGAGAUGCUUCACGGGGACUAUUUUGAGAACACGUUUCACGACCCGGAUUACACCAAGAAAGUUUUUAAAACAGUCCAUCAGCUUGACCCCAGUGUAACCUUAUUCCUAAACGACUACAACGUAGUGGCAUCCGGUGGAAGUACCAACGAUUACCUGGCUCAGGCUAAAGAUUACAAGGCGUCACACACCCACGUCGGGGGGCUUGGAGUUCAGUGUCAUUUCAAUAAUCAACCGGUGCCAGCUCUGAUCAAGGAAAGACUGGAUACUCUCUCGCAGGCGGGAUUGCCCAUCUGGGCGACCGAGCUGGACGUGAAGACGGACAAUGAGCACGAGCGGGCGGAUUGGUACGACAUCGCUUAUCGGAUGUUGUUCUCGCAUCCGUCGGUUGAGGGCAUCCUGGUUUGGGGAUUCUGGAGUCAACAUCAUUGGCGCGGAGAGGCUGCAGCUUUUGUCUCGGGGCCAGAAUUUAAGGUUAACGCAGCUGGCCAACACUACCUGAACCUGGUGAACAAAGAGUGGAGAACUGAAAACUCUCAUCCCCUUUCCAAGGGCACUGAUUUCACGUUCAGAGGUUUCCGAGGUCAUUACGAGGUGAAGGUGAAGGUCAACGGGAAGACAGUGCGGACGACUUCUUUUGACCUCGGCAAGAAUGACCAUAGUUUGAGCUUGCAUGUCAGCCACGAUUAACAUCAGAUAAUAAACCUG
Liolophura sinensis is the source of this 1722-nucleotide messenger RNA. Its product is annotated as anti-sigma-I factor RsgI6-like. Gene Ontology annotation, molecular function: hydrolase activity, hydrolyzing O-glycosyl compounds. The record is from RefSeq and is a predicted model, not a curated record. The transcript has 12 exons. NCBI's taxonomy places the organism in Eukaryota, Metazoa, Mollusca, Polyplacophora, Chitonida, Chitonidae. Bases 16 to 1704 code for a protein of 562 amino acids. Gene Ontology annotation, biological process: carbohydrate metabolic process.